Messenger RNA from Trichechus manatus latirostris (Florida manatee), 4865 nucleotides. It is a transcript of the gene AKT3, whose product is annotated as AKT serine/threonine kinase 3. Bases 185 to 1366 code for a protein of 393 amino acids. Gene Ontology annotation, molecular function: ATP binding; protein serine/threonine kinase activity. The transcript is spliced from 10 exons. The record is from RefSeq and is a predicted model, not a curated record. NCBI's taxonomy places the organism in Eukaryota, Metazoa, Chordata, Mammalia, Sirenia, Trichechidae. Gene Ontology annotation, cellular component: cytoplasm; nucleus. Gene Ontology annotation, biological process: protein phosphorylation.
GCUAACCUUAAGGUUGGUGGUUUGAACUUGCCAAGUGGUGCCACAGAAGAAUGACCUGUCGAUCUCUUUCCUUCAAGAUUAUAGCCAAGAAAAUUCUGUGGAGCAGUUCUACUCUAACACAUGGAGUUGCCACAAGUCAGAACUGACUUGAUGGCAACGGGUUUGGUUUGGUUUUGGUUUGUUAAUGGGAAAUUUUCCUCGUUUUCAUAGGGAAGAAUGGACAGAAGCUAUCCAGGCUGUAGCAGACAGACUGCAGAGGCAAGAAGAGGAGAGAAUGAAUUGUAGUCCAACUUCACAAAUUGAUAAUAUAGGGGAGGAAGAGAUGGAUGCUUCUACAACACAUCAUAAAAGAAAGACAAUGAAUGAUUUUGACUAUUUGAAACUACUAGGUAAAGGCACUUUUGGGAAAGUUAUUUUGGUUCGAGAGAAGGCAAGUGGGAAAUAUUAUGCUAUGAAGAUUCUGAAGAAAGAAGUUAUUAUUGCAAAGGAUGAAGUGGCACACACUCUAACUGAAAGCAGAGUAUUAAAGAAUACUAGACAUCCCUUUUUAACAUCCUUGAAAUACUCCUUCCAGACAAAAGACCGUUUGUGUUUUGUGAUGGAGUAUGUUAAUGGGGGAGAGCUGUUUUUCCAUUUGUCGAGAGAACGGGUGUUCUCUGAGGACCGCACACGUUUCUAUGGUGCAGAAAUUGUCUCCGCUCUGGACUAUCUACAUUCCGGAAAGAUUGUGUACCGUGAUCUCAAGUUGGAGAAUUUGAUGCUGGAUAAAGAUGGCCACAUAAAAAUUACAGAUUUUGGACUUUGCAAGGAAGGAAUCACAGAUGCAGCCACCAUGAAGACAUUCUGUGGUACACCAGAAUAUCUGGCACCAGAGGUGUUAGAAGAUAAUGACUACGGUCGAGCAGUGGACUGGUGGGGCCUAGGUGUUGUCAUGUAUGAAAUGAUGUGUGGGAGGUUACCCUUCUACAACCAGGACCAUGAGAAACUUUUUGAACUAAUACUAAUGGAAGAUAUUAAAUUUCCUCGAACACUCUCUUCAGACGCAAAAUCAUUGCUUUCAGGGCUCUUAAUAAAGGAUCCAAAUAAACGCCUUGGUGGAGGACCAGAUGAUGCAAAAGAAAUUAUGAGACACAGUUUCUUUUCUGGAAUAAACUGGCAAGAUGUGUAUGAUAAAAAGCUUGUACCUCCUUUUAAGCCUCAAGUAACAUCUGAGACAGAUACCAGAUAUUUUGAUGAAGAAUUUACAGCUCAGACAAUUACAAUAACACCACCUGAAAAAUAUGAUGAGGAUGGUAUGGACUGCAUGGACAAUGAGAGGCGGCCGCAUUUCCCUCAGUUUUCCUACUCUGCAAGUGGACGAGAAUAAUUCUCUUUCAUUCUGCUACUUCACUGUCAUCUUAGACUUAUUACUGAAAAUGAUUCCUGGACAUCGCCACCAGUCCUAGCUCUUACAGAUAGCAGGAGCACCUUCAGACGCCCCGGACCAAUCAAGGGUCUUCACCGCUAACCACCUUUCACAUACAUGAAAACACACAUAUAUGCAAACACACUCGACUUUCUGUUUUUGCAUGAAAUUGUAUCUCAGUCUAAGGUCUCAUGCUGUUGCUGCUACUGUCUUACUAUUAUAGCAACUUUAAGAGGUAAUUUUACAAUCUUCCGAAGUCAUGAGUCCACCAUUGUUCAUUUGUGCACCAGUUGUCAUCUUUUGAUCUUUUAGGUUUUGUUUCCCUAACAGUGAAGGCUGGCAGAGAGACAUUGAUUCUAGGUAGAUUUUUAAACUUUCUAGAAGAUAAAUCAAAAACUAAUUAGACUAAGAAGAUUUAGUGUGUAAUUCUAAGCGAUGUGGAUGGGUGGUGAUGUGCAUAUGCAGAAUGUUAGUGAAGCCAAUCAGUUCAGUCCAUAAAGUAGGGAUUGAUCACUAAGAUCUGGCUGGAAUUCAUUAGGCAGCACUUGAGAAAAGGACUGGACAACUGUUGAUAAAGAUAUCUAUGUAUAUAUAUAUUUUUAAUUCCUGUUGGAUACUGCAGAGGAAGCCUGUGUCACACAUGGACGUCUAGACUUCACGGGCAAUCGCGGACAAAUGAACGUUCUACCAAGAAAUGAAGGCAUGUGCACAGCAGAGUUAAAGUCACGGAAAGGGUCUCAUGAUACGAUUCUCGCCAGAGAGCAUUUUUUCCCCUGUGCUUGGAAACUUUUCUCCCUUCUUGAUAUUUAUCACCUCUGAUGGCUGAAGAAUGUAGACAGGUAUAACGAUCCUGCUUUUCACCAAAAUUUGUACACCAAGGUAAACAGGUGUUUGCCUUAUUUGUUUUAAUUUUCUACUUUUAGUUUUACGUGAAUUAGCUUUCUCUCAGAUGUUAAAACUUUGAAUAUCCUUUUAUGGUUUUGUUUGUUUUGCAGUAGUAUUUAUUUUUUAGUGAUGAGGAUUGUAUGUCAUGUUAGCAGAUGCAGCUCCAACUUACAGAAGGUAGACUGCAUGCAGCUCAUUCUGACCCGUGUGCAAGGAAUGUACAAGCCGCUGAGAAUCAGGCACUUUUUCUCCUAUGUAACAAAAAUCUUGAUAAGGCUCUGAAAUUGUACAUAUUGGUUAGAAUUCGGCUUUGGGAGAAGAGAUGCUGUCAUUUAACCCCUUGGUGCUGAAAAUCCCCACCUCUCCAUGCCAAGGGGUUAAUGAAACAAAUGGAUGUUGAUGUGCUCACUUGAGAGUUGGUACAUUUAGGCAGGCCUGGCAGCACAGUGUGAUGAAGAAAAUGAGACCUGAACAAUGAUGAGAAAUGAACUGUACUUGGCAAAAUGAACACAUCUCGAGUAUUCACCAAGUAGGCAGUAAAGGAUUGGAACCUGGUGUGUUUAUUCUGAUCAUGGUACACUUACCACUGAAUUAAGCCAUCAGGGAAAAAACAACAAAAAAAGAACACCUCCAACUUUCCUUUUUCUGUAUAUACUCAUGUCCCCCAAUUCCAACAUUUCUCACUGACAGGGGACAUGUAUGCAAACCUCAUCUUUCUCCUUCAUUAAUGAUGAUCUUCAGAUUAAACCCUUUGGUGCUAGGAGCUGACAUUUUCCAAAGCAGCCUAUGAAGUCCAAGGGGCUGGGGGGCCAUUCUUGCAGCAAGCAGGCGGCAACCCGGACUCGCUGGAGUGAUCAUGGAAAUGUGUUUUAGUUCAGCUAUCUGACAGCUCCCAAAAUGGAAGACUACAGCAUUACGUAGUAUUAUGAUUGCAUUGUAUGAAAGAGCAAGUGACUUUUUAAGUAGGAUGAAUCAUAUUCAUAUGCAGAUGUCUUAGCCUCUUGACGCUGGAAGUGUGGGUUUAUAGAUAUGAAACCACUGCUGGCGGUGGGCAGGCCACUGGGACUGACAGGGGAGUUAAAGGGCAUUUUAUUAAGGCAGCUAAGACAUAUUCAGACAUAGAUUUUUGUCCUAAUUUUUCAUAUGUUUAUCUGAGUGAAGUUCAUCCUUAAUAUUGAGUGGGAAGUUACAGUAAGUGGUAGUUCACUCUUACACAUAUAGCUCAACUUUUUUUUUUAAACUUGGAAUUAUGUUGAAUGUUUCACUUUGACAAGAAAGUAGACUAGAAGGUAUGUCCUGUAAGUUGUCUUGCAUCCAUUCUAUAAGAAAGAAACGGAUAAGAGGACAAGAGGAAAGCUGAGACUGGCUGAUGAUCAGAGCGUUCGUUCCUUCGUAGGGAAAGUGUAACACCACACACUGAGCACGUAGCUUUUGAUUUUUUUUUUUUUUUUUUUUAAGUAAUCUUAAGGUGAUCCCAUGACCAUGGCAAAGGAUACUUCCUAAGAUUAAUGACUGGUGCUGACAGCGCCCCAGGCUAGCCACUCCUCACAGCUGGCUCUCCAUCCCCAGCCAAGGCCUGGGGGUCAGGCACUUGUCUCCUUGAAGAGCCUGUGAGCAUCACACAAGUGCUCUCUUGGCUUAGAUUCUGAGAAUCCCUUGCUUUCACUCCCAGAUCUCAAUCAGCUGGCGUGGAGGAACAAUAGAAAAACAAAAAUGUGUGUAGAGGGGGAUUUCUAAAACUUCCCUUGUAAUUUGCCCAUAGCUGUAGUUGUGGAUUCUGGCAGGUGGAAAGGCCUGAAACCUGGAAUCAUUCCAUCAGAAUACAGUUCAAACUUUGCGGACUCCAGCUUGUACUAACUUUCAUUGAGUUUGCCCUCUUGUAAUCACACAGCCAUCUUGGAGGAACUGGCCAUUUCUGCUUGGAUUUUCGACAGGGUUGCUCACAGCUUUGCUUUCUACACUAAUUAUGUAGCGUUAUUCCAGUAUUGUUUUCCAUUUCCCCAUACCUGAUUUCCGGCUUCUUAAAGCUGACUGUUCUUGCAGGGGCCACUUGCUUAUCCUAGAGUACAAAAGUAAGGGCCUUCCUUACUAACUGCAGGGUCUAUAUAUUACACCUCAAUGUACACACUUUGCUGCUACUGUUUGUACUGUCUACGGUAGAAUUUCCUUAUCUUGCUCCUGAUAGUGCAUUACAGGCAAGCAUGAAAUGUAAAGUUAUUUAUUUAAAUAAAAAAGAAAACGUCUAAAUUGGUAAUUGAAUUACCUCCCUGUAGCUUUAUAGUUUGUGACAUUUCUUGACCUUGCUAGUUCUUUCAUUAGAUCCGUGCAAGAUCUAGUUAUCUGGUUAAGGAUUUUAAGCAGACGCAACUAUGAACCCAAGAAACUGUAUUACUAUUACUAUUGGUCAUACUAAAACUGUUUAUUUCCUUGAGUAUAUGACCCACAAGGAUGUGAAAUAACUACAAGAAACUGUUUUUGUACACUGUACAUCCUUAGUAUUUUUACACGUAUAUGAUAGGGAUCACAUUAUUUUCCUUCGUACAGACAGCUGAAAUAAAGCACUAUGUCAAUCUGC